CGGAGAGGCUGAUGGGGAAUCUCCGAUCGCAUCACCAGAAAGCAACAAUGGGCCGCUUACCUGAGGAUGGUCCCGUCCGAUAACAAACGUAAUGGUAGCGGAGGAAUACUGCAUUUAGGAUAUGUUGUUAAAUAGCACACUUUUAGCCACUAAUACGUCGUAUCGUUUUAAAAUAGCAUCGUAAUUCCCGUCGAAAUCAUUUUCAGUGGCGUUUUCAGCCGGAUCAUUCAGUGAUGGAGCAUAUCAGAACGCCCAAGGUUGAAAACGUCCGUCUGAUUGACAGAGCGUCUCCCAGGAAGGUGUGCAUUGGUACCUUGUAUCUGACGGGCACGCACACCAUCUUUGUCGAAAACACGCCCGAGACCCGCAAAGAAACAUGGAUCCUACACAGCCUCGUCUGUGGCAUCGAGCGGCCGCCUGUGACCCCCUCUGGAUGCCCCCUGCUCAUUCGCUGCAAGAACUUCCAGGUUGUCCUGUUCCUCAUCCCCCAGGACAGGGACUGCCAGGAUGUGCAGAUCUCCCUGGUGCGCCUGUCCCGACCAGAGAGGUACGGAGAGCUCUCCUGCUUCUCCUUCAACCCUAAGAUCGACCAGGAGGACCGAAAGGCAGCCUGGAGCCGUGUGGACCUCAGGACUGAGUACUGCCGCAUGGGGGUGCCAAACCAGCUGUGGCAGAUCACUCACGCCAACAGUGAAUACAGGAUUUGCGAUACUUAUCCAUGUGAGCUGUACAUCCCAAAAACAGCCACGCCCCCCAUCAUCGUGGGCAGCUCAAAGUUCAGAAGCAGGGGCCGUUUUCCAACACUUUCGUACUACCGCCGUGACAACCACGCUAGCAUCUGCCGCAGCAGCCAGCCCCUGACCGGCUUCAGUGCUCGCUGUCUGGAGGACGAACAGAUGCUGGAGGCCAUCAUGAAGUCGAACCCUGGCAGCCAGUUCAUGUAUGUGGUGGACACCAGGCCCAAACUGAAUGCGAUGGCCAACCGGGCUGCGGGAAAGGGCUACGAGAACGAGGACAACUACUCCAACAUCAAAUUUCAGUUCAUCGGCAUUGAGAACAUCCAUGCGAUGAGGAACAGCCUGCAGAAGAUUCUGGAAGUGUGUGAGCUCAAAUCUCCCAGCAUGAGCGACUUCCUGUGGGGGCUGGAGAACAGUGGCUGGCUGAAGCACAUCAAAGCCAUCAUGGAUGCAGGCAUCUUCAUCGCCAAGGCGGUGUCGGAGGAGGGCGUCAGUGUGCUGGUGCACUGCUCGGAUGGCUGGGACAGGACGGCUCAGGCCUGCUCCGUGGCCAGUUUGCUGCUGGACCCUUAUUACAGAACCCUGAGGGGGCUCAUGGUGCUGAUUGAGAAGGACUGGGUGUCUUUUGGACAUAAAUUUUCUCACAGGUACAGCCACCUGGAUGGGGACCCUAAGGAGGUGUCUCCUGUGCUGGACCAGUUCCUGGACUGUGUGUGGCAGCUGAUGGAGCAGUUUCCCUGCGCCUUCCAGUACAACGAGAGGCUCCUCCUGCAGCUGCACACACACAUCUACUCCUGCCAGUACGGCAACUUCCUGGGCAACAGCGAGAAGGAGAGGAGGGACCUGAGAGUUCGGGAAACGACAAACUCGCUGUGGGGGCACCUAUGGGAUAACAGAGAACUCUACAUGAACCCCCUGUACCGGCCGGACCACAGCCAGACGCAGGGAGUCCUGAGGCCUGCUACUGCCCCCUACUGCUUUAAGCUCUGGAAGGGGAUGUACUGUCGCUCGGAGAAGGGGCUGAUCCCGAAGCAGUCAGCGCUGGACUUCCUGAUGGCUUUGAAGGAGGAGACGCAGCAGCUGGAGGCGGAGCUCGUGUCUCAUGAGGAGAAAAUUGCCAGACUGGGGAAACUGCAAGGGAAGGGCUGCCAGGCCAGGGUGAGCACAGCUGGUGAUGAAGAUGGUGAGACGGGCAGCCCCCAGGAGCACACAGGCGUGGUGUCUGCCAGAAGCCCCGUCCAGCAGGGGGAGCUGGAGAGAUCGGCUCUGAUCCUGCCCCGGGACACGCUCAAGAGCUCCGACCCCGACCUCUCCGUCAACAGCGACCAGGAGUCGGGCGUGGCUGACCUCAACUGCCUCUCACCCAUUGGUGGGGAGGAGGGUGCGAAGGACCCUUACUCGGAAGAGGCUGCCUACGCCACUGCCUGAUCACACGCGGCGUUGGCAGUCUGGAGAGAACACACCCAGUGCACCAUGGAAAGCCAUUUCUUCAAUUUUGAAAUAAAAAAAUGGGCAACUUCGUCCCCCCCCCCCCGCUGCCCCACCACCCCUGCGACAGCGUGCCAUAAGGUGUAUGUUGAGGGGAAUAUUGGUUCAGAAAAUGACUGCUAAAGGAGGUAAGGAUGACAUGAGGAAGAGAACCAGCAGGAAUGACCAUAAGCUGAAAUAUACCUUUUUACACUGCUAAAUCCUGCCUUUCCACUGGAACAAAUUCUUGGAAACUUGGAAAUAAUUUUGUACGUCAUGGACGUAUAGUUCUCAAAAUGUGACUGUAAAACACUACUGCUCCCCACCCCAUCCCCUUUUUUUUAAAGACUAUUGUGCAAUAGACUAAUGUUCAAUCUUAAUCUUAAUGGUAAGAAUAUAUAGAAUAACUUAUUUUAGCAUUUUAAUGUGCUGUAUUUGCUUAUUGGUGUUUUUUGUGCAGAACGUUGGAUAUAGUAUAAAAUGCACUGAAGUUCAAAAACAGCUCCUGUUCUGCAAUCGGUGCACUGGAAUAUUUAAAUUUAAUGUUCUGUUUUUAUGAGUAAGACUUUUUUUAAGAGCCUAUGGAACACAAUGUACAUUACUAAUUUAAACUUCACAAAAAUAUCUUCCGAUCAAGUAUACUCUGUGAUGUGGCUCUGCUUUCAGUACAAAUGAACCGAACCUGAUUAGAGAAAGUGGCACAUACACUGUAAUAAGUAAACAAUAAACGGCAUUAAUAUCAUUUCAUAGGAGUGCUCCCAAAUAAACCCAUUUCCUCCUGUUAUAAGAAAUAUUCUUCAAAUUAUGAAAUAAAACAUUACUCCUUAAA
Conger conger (European conger) is the source of this 3033-nucleotide messenger RNA. Its product is annotated as myotubularin-related protein 7-like. Lineage: Eukaryota; Metazoa; Chordata; Actinopteri; Anguilliformes; Congridae. The transcript has 15 exons. The record is from RefSeq and is a predicted model, not a curated record. Gene Ontology annotation, molecular function: phosphatase activity. The coding region runs from base 234 to 2165 and encodes 643 amino acids. Gene Ontology annotation, biological process: dephosphorylation.